Messenger RNA from Pseudophryne corroboree (corroboree frog), 438 nucleotides. RefSeq names its product trafficking protein particle complex subunit 10-like. Lineage: Eukaryota; Metazoa; Chordata; Amphibia; Anura; Myobatrachidae. The record is from RefSeq and is a predicted model, not a curated record. Gene Ontology annotation, biological process: intra-Golgi vesicle-mediated transport; early endosome to Golgi transport. The coding region runs from base 109 to 423 and encodes 104 amino acids. The transcript is spliced from 3 exons. Gene Ontology annotation, cellular component: TRAPPII protein complex.
CCCAGGGAAGAGAUGGACCCGGAAGUUGUUGCUUGCGGCGAUGAGGAAGCCGGAAGUGACUGCGCGGUGACUCUUGAGGGCCCCGGGAUGGAGCGGUGACCGGAGCCCAUGGAAGGGGCGGAGCCUGGGGAAACUGGAAACGAGGAUCCGGGGGUUGUGUACACCAUGGAGAACAAGCCCAUAGUCACCUGUGCUGGGGACCAGAGUUUGUUCACUGCUGUUUAUUCUACCCUCACCCAGCAGCUGCCUAAAGAGCCGAUGGAAUGGAGAAGAGCAUAUGGCCGUGCUCCUAAAAUGGUCCAUCUGGAGUCCAACUUUGUCCAGUACAAGGAGGAGCUUUUACCAAAAGAGGGAAACAAGGCUCUGCUGACCUUCCCCUUCUUGCACAUAUAUUGGACAGAAUGCUGUGUGAGUAACCUCUAAGAGUUGUCUCUUCCA